Molecule: messenger RNA, 3153 nt
Organism: Cydia splendana
Lineage: Eukaryota; Metazoa; Arthropoda; Insecta; Lepidoptera; Tortricidae
Product: titin-like
Exons: 8
Coding region: 394-3153 (919 amino acids)
Source: RefSeq, a predicted model, not a curated record
AGCACUGUGGCAUUUUUCUAAAUAAGAAUUAAUUAGUCAAUGCACUGGAGAAAUAAAACAGUACAGUGCAGUUGAAUGAUUACAAACGUGUAGUUUUAUAAGGCGUUAACCAAGUGCUUGUAUAUUUAUUGAAAUCGUUACAAUGACCCCUGAGUUCACGGCUACACUUGCUAGCGUAUCGUGAUAUUUAACCAACCAUCAUGAUAAAAAUAUUACUAACAUUAUUCAUGUUACAUUACUCGUAAUUUGACGGUAUUAACAAUCGUAAAAAGUGUAAUCUCUCAGAACAAUGAGUUUUCGAUGUUAUGAUCAAUAAAUGGUUAACUCCGUAGUUGAACCUCCAGGCGGCAUGGUGUUACUGUGACAUUGCGAUUUGGAAAUAUGUAAAUAAACAUGAACGAUAUAAGCGUGAAAAUAGUGGAUUUUGGUAAGGAACAGACGGGAGUCGAUAUUGUGGCUCCAGUGGAUACAGUGCCUGAUAAUGAAGUGGAUCCUCUAGCGAUAGACGACUCAAAGGUCAAGGAAGAAGCGGAAGUGGUCGAGACGGUAGAGGUACUGGAAGUGCCGGAUAAGCCGGAAGUUGAGAAAACGGUGGAAAGCUGUGAUCAGAAUGCCAAAGAUGAGAAUUUAAGUGUUAAACAGGAUUUGGAAAGUGAGGAAUUGAAAUUGCAGACACAACAGAUUAAAGAAGAUCUACUGAAAGAAGAUACUAUAUCAUUAGCAAGUACCACAGAGGAUCCUACAGAAGAACCAGAAUCCCUUCAAAAUGGUGCUGACCUUGAGGCCACGCAACCAGAAUCGGAACCAAUAGUAGCACCCACCGAAGAUGUAGAACCCAUCCCUGAAGAGGCAAUAGAGGUUCCGGAAGUCACUGAGGCUCCUGUCUCAAUUUCUGAAACCCCAACAGUAUCAGACUCAGUUGUAUCAGAAGCCCCUACAGUCCCAACUGUGGUAACUCCUAUUGUUCCGACAGUCCCCUUCGCUCCUGCUGUGUCAUUAACACCAACUGUAGCUGCACCAGUAGCACCUGCUAUCUCAGUGGUGCCAUCAGUCUCUGUAGCUCCAUCUUACCCAACACAGGCUGUGCCAGUGGCACCAAUCAUCCCAGCAGUACCAAUUGUACCAGCAGCACCAACUAUCGCUGUACCCACAGUUCCUAUAACACCAACUCUUCCAGCAAUCCCUGCUAUUCCUUUAACCUCAGCUAUUUCAAUAUCUCCAGUGUCUGCUUCAGUCACACCAGCUGUAUCAAAACUUUUUCCAGUAUCUACAGCUCUUCCCGUAGUGCCCACUGCUUCACCAGUCCUUCCAGCCCCUGUUAUCCUUUCUAUCCCAGAGACACAAGUAAAAGAGCUAAGUCCGCCUAAAGAAGUGCCUGUAACUGUAAAGGAGGAAGAGGUGAAAUUGCUGGAGAGAAUAGUUGAGAAGGUGGUGGAGGCUGAUGUGGAGAUGAUUGAGGCUCCGAUCAAAGUGAAAACUGAGAAGACUGCAAAACAGACUGUUAAUGGGGAUGUGGCUAAGGAGGAGCAAGCAACAAAACGACGAUCAAGCGAAGAAGCCGAAACUGAAUCUCCACUCAAGAAACUCUGCCAGGAAGUAGAAAAGACAUUCCCGCAGCACGACACUAUGAUCAAUGACUACAUACAGACCGCCACCAAGAACAACAUCGACGAAAUACAAAGGCACACUGAGCAAUUACUCUCAGAGAUCCAAACACUAAGGGAACUAGCGCAGAAAAAAGAACACGAAUGGAACAACAUCCUACACUUAAAGAAAGUCAAAGAGGAGAUCUUACUAAGGUUACUGCGUAGAAAACAAGUGCUAUCGUUCGAAAAGGCAGCUGAUGUCAACGGUUCAGACCGCACUGAUCCUUUCGACUACCUAAACCAAGCUAAGAACUUAGCUAUAGAUAAAAGUGAUGAGAUAUCAGGGUUGUCGCUUAAACCGCCUUGUUCUACAAUUAAUCCUAUAAUACAACCGCCGGUUAUGCCGGUGACGACGCAUUUCAACCCUAUGGUAGGGUUGCCACCGCCUUAUGACAAAGCAGCUCACAUGCAGAACAUGCCUAAGCCAGUAUUCCCUCAACCGCUUUUACUACCUGGUCCGACCAUGCCGGGUUUCCCUAGAGACAUGAACGGGCAGCUACCUACAGGUUUUGGUAUGCCAAUGGGCCGCCAAGGACCUACUAAGGAUGUCAAGUCUAUUAUAGCGGACUAUAGACAGAGGAACCCAGAUAUAACGCCUAGAAGGGGGAGAAGGAUGAAGUCCAUUCUGAAUCCGAAUAUGAUGAACAACCCUAGGGCUAUAGCACCGAAGAUGAUGGAGAACAUGAAUAAUUAUAAUAAUCUCAACAAUUUGAAUAUGCUUUUCAACAAUUUGGACAUGAACCAAAAAGCCAUGCUAGAGCGCCUCCAGCAAAUCCAAGCCGGAGCGCUGCCCAACGGCGUGUCCUUCAAGGACGUGCUCGUGCAGUUCGCGAACAUGCAGCAGACCCCCGGCAUGCCCGGGAUGCCCAGGCCUCCGGAGACCGUCACAACCAGGCCUGAACAUGUCCCAACUCGCCCCGAGAGAAGACAGCAGACUCCCCGGGAGAGGCACGAGGAAACAAUACAGAAUAAGCAAGCAGAACGCAUGGCCUCCCCGAGCCCCCGCCUGCCGCCGCCGCCGCCCUACCCCGAGAUCUCCCUGCUGCCCGUCACCACCAGCCAGGAGACACCCACCACACAGAACUCGCUGCUUCACGGCAUACUUACUAAGCAGGCGACCCCUGCACAGAGUUACUCGCCGACUCUGGCUAAACUGCUGACGUCACCGGAACGCAAGCAAGCGCCCAAUCUGCCGGCGUUCGGUCAGGCCAAGAAUUGCGGCGAGAUCACGAUAACGCCGGUGCAGCCGACGCCGCCGCCCGCCGACGCGCCGAGCGAAAAGGAGGAGGUCGUUCAGUUGGACGACGAGGAAUCCCCAGCAUCGGAAGGUUCCGCGGCGGCGUCGCCGGCCGACGGCGGGCGGCUCGUCAUCGACGAGGGCGGCGACGACGCGCCGCCGUGCCAGGGCUGCCGGCGCCGCGCCGCGCAGUUCGUGUGCGCCGGCUGCGCCAACCAGUGGUACUGCAGCCGCGACUGCCAGGUGUGUGCUGACCCUACUGUACACUAA